CCCACCGGGAGAUAGAGGUGGAGGGGAGGACAUUACAGCGCUAUCACAGGGGAGGCCACGGAGCCGCCUGGUCACCUGAUGCCCUAUGACCAGUACACCAUUGCCAUCCAUAGCUUGCCCCCGCCCCAGCAGCUGGCGUCCCCAGAUAAAGCAACCAGUCAACUCUUGCUGGAGACAGACUGGGAAUCCAUCCUGCAAAUAUGUGACAUGAUCCGUCAAGGAGAUACUCAAGCUAAAUACGCUGUGGGAGCCAUCAAGAAGAAAGUUAAUGACAAAAAUCCCCAUGUUGCUCUGUUUGCACUGGAGGUUCUGGAAUCUGUGGUGAAAAACUGUGGCCAAACCGUACAUGAUGAAGUUGCAAAUAAACAAACAAUGGAGGAGCUAAAAGAACUUCAAAAGCGGCAGGUGGAACCAAAUGUCCGCAACAAGAUCCUCUAUCUGAUCCAGGCUUGGGCUCACGCUUUCCGUAAUGAACCAAAGUAUAAGGUUGUGCAGGACACCUACCAAAUCAUGAAAGUAGAAGGUCACAACUUCCCUGAGUUCAAGGAGAGUGAUGCCAUGUUUGCAGCAGAGCGGGCUCCAGAUUGGGUUGAUGCUGAGGAGUGUCACCGCUGCCGUGUUCAGUUUGGUGUAGUCACACGAAAGCAUCACUGUAGGGCCUGUGGGCAGAUAUUCUGUGGAAAAUGCUCUUCCAAGUAUUCCACCAUCCCCAAGUUUGGUAUUGAGAAGGAAGUGCGUGUAUGUGAGCCCUGCUAUGAGCAGCUGAACAAGAAGGGUGAGGGAAAAGCCACCUCUACUGGUGAACUACCCCCUGAGUAUUUGACCAGCCCCCUAUCCCAACAAUCACAGAAACAGGCUGGAGAAGAGGAGCCGGCAGCUGCAGGGACAGAGCCUCCCAACAGAAAGAUGCCCCCUAAGAGAGAUGAAGCUGCACUGCAGGAGGAAGAGGAGCUGCAGCUGGCAAUUGCCUUGUCGCAAUCUGAGGCAGAGGAGAAGGAGAGGAUGCGACAUAAAAACACAUAUGGCAUGUAUCCAAAAGCAGACCCCACCCCUGUCACAUCCUCUGCUCCUCCAGCUAGUACUCUAUACUCUUCAGUUGUGAACUCUUCUGCUCCAUUUGCUGAAGAAAUUGACCCAGAGCUUGCCCGUUACCUGAACCGAAACUACUGGGAGAAGAAACAGGAGGAGGUCCGGAAGAGUCCCACCCCUUCUGCACCAGUACCUAUGAGUGAUCCUGUAGUUCAGGUAGCCGAGGUGCCACCAGUGAACAUGGUGAGCGUCAUGGAGCAGCAGUACCAGAACGGAGAGUCAGAAGAGAAUCAUGAGCAGUUCUUGAAGGCUCUGCAGAACGCAGUCACCACUUUUGUGAACCGCAUGAAGAGCAACCACAUGCGUGGCAGGAGCAUCACCAACGACUCUGCUGUUCUUUCCCUCUUCCAGUCUAUAAACAACAUGCACCCACAGCUUUUGGAACUGCUCAACCAGCUGGAUGAGAGGCGCUUAUACUAUGAGGGUUUGCAGGACAAGCUGGCCCAGAUCAGAGAUGCUCGGGGGGCACUGAAUGCACUACGUGAAGAGCACAGAGAAAAGCUGCAACGAGCAGCAGAGGAGGCAGAAAGACAAAGGCAGAUUCAGCUGGCACAGAAGCUAGAGAUAAUGAGGCAGAAGAAACAGGAAUAUCUGGAGAUGCAGCGCCAACUUGCCAUCCAACGCCUGCAGGAACAGGAAAAGGAGAGGCAGAUGCGGCUGGAGCAGCAGAAGCAGACAAUCCAGAUGAGAGCGCAGAUGCCUGCUUUCUCACUCCCUUAUGCACAGCUGCAGUCACUGCCUUCAUCUGGUAGUGUCAUGUACCCACCCUCAGGACCUAAUGCUUAUUCUGGCACCUUCAGUCCCUCUGGAUCAGUAGAAGGGUCUCCAAUGCAUGGAGUGUACAUGAACCAACCAGGGCAACCAAAUCCUACUCAAUAUUCUGCCAUGCCAGUACCUGGUACGGACCCCAAUAUGGUGAAUGCAUACAUGUACCCAGCAGGAUCUGCUCAAGCAGCUCAGCAGGGCCAGCCAGUGCCAACUACCAACCCAGCAUACACAUCCUACCAACCGACACCAACGCAACCCUACCAAAAUGUGCCCUCCCAGAGCCUACCUUCCGUGUCCCAGAAUCCUCCAGCCAGUGGGAUGACUUACAUGGGUACUCAAUCUGUCCCUUUGGGUUAUCAGCCUUAUAAUAUGCAGAACCUCAUGUCUAAUCUUCCCGGACAAGACCCAGCAAUGAGCAACAUGCCCUCCCAGCAACCUUUCCUAGGCGGACAGCAACCUAUGUAUCAACCAGUAAAUGCCAGUGGGUGCUGGUCAACAACAACCUCCACAGCAGCCAACAACACAUGGUCAGCAGGGGCCAGGUGGCAGUGAAGCCCAAUUAAUCUCUUUUGAUUGAUUCCAGGACUCGUCCCACCCUGCUAUACGGUCAUUCUGCUGCCACUCCCUACCAACUUGUAGCAUGUAUCCUCUAGCAGCACCACUGCAGUAAAACACUACAUUUAUGUAACUGCCUUGCUGUGCCUAAUGUCUGCUCGUUUCCUCUUCCAGAUCACCGGAGCUGGUUACUGCCAUGCUGCUUUCAACUAACAUUGUAAUGUAUUUGUAGCACACCUGUGAAUUAUAGUACUAUUUAUACUAAGUCUCUCUGCACAGUCACUGACUUCAUAGGUAGAAGAGAUCUACCACAAGAGAAUUAUUGGCAACCAGUAGUAUUUCAGUGGAAAUCAUGUUUAGAUCAUAAUUUGAUACAUUUUGUUUGAGUGCUUUUGUGUUCCUGUGUUAAGUCAAAAGGACAUUCCAUUUUGUCUACUGUAGUGCAUUGACUUGGCCAGUUUCAGGAAACUAUCUCUUACGCCGUGCCCUGCUCCGAUGCGCCACUGACAAUGGGCAUAACAUCUAGUAACUUUAAAAAGCAUAAACUCCCAUCCAAAGCCUUCAUUUUGCAAAUUAAUUUUGUAGUUUGUCACAAGACUGUAAGCCAUAUAUUAACAAACUAAUAUUUUGCUCAAAUUGUUAUAUUGUUGUUGACUGUAUAUUGACGUGAUGCAAUGCAUGUCACACAAUAACUGCAUCAGCACUUGUGUGACACAGACAAGUAAUAACACAAAUUGUUACUAUGUAUGUAUAAUACAGUCUUUGGCUAUUUUAUUCGUUUUAACAUAUAUGCUUUAGUCUAUGGACUAUUAUUAUUUAGUCGAAUUAUCUUCUUAAGUUCUGGAGCAUAUAGUUCUGUUUCAACAAAGCAUUUUACUUACCAAAGUGGGAUACGUGUGUUACAUGACCUGUCUGAUGAGAGGGAGGAAUCUAUUCAGUGUGUCGGCCAUGGUUGUUGGCUAUGUGUUUUGUUAGUGGUGGAGUUGCAGCUAACAUUUGCUUUCCUGCAUCUGUCCCUGUAUGAACAUCGGAAUCCAUAAAGACUGUCCUGGUGUAAAAUCUUACUGUGGGUUUGCAGAAUCCAACAUUGCUAAUCCAACAAUGUACAAUUAACGUUGAAGCCAAUCACUCAAUUGUUUGGCUUUUUAUUUGUUAAUUAAGAGUUUAGGCUAUUUUAAAUGUAUAUGAAAAAUCUGUAUGUUAAAUUUGUACUGCAAUUCCCUGUGUUGUGAUGGCAGUGAAGGUGUUAAUUUGAGCACUGGUAUGAUCUCGGGCUAACCUAUCAUUCCAGGUGUCCCUUGGCGUGUUUGGCUGCUUUAUGUGCUUGUAAACUGUGAAGGUCAGGACCAACUGUUUGCACCACAGGAUUGUUGCUUGUAUUAACCUAUUGGAUUAGUGACAAUAAACAAGUAUCAAACUUU
This is a messenger RNA of Pseudophryne corroboree (corroboree frog), 3833 nucleotides long. It is a transcript of the gene HGS, whose product is annotated as hepatocyte growth factor-regulated tyrosine kinase substrate. Gene Ontology annotation, molecular function: phosphatidylinositol binding; ubiquitin binding; metal ion binding. Lineage: Eukaryota; Metazoa; Chordata; Amphibia; Anura; Myobatrachidae. Gene Ontology annotation, cellular component: early endosome. Bases 79 to 2409 code for a protein of 776 amino acids. The transcript is spliced from 22 exons. Gene Ontology annotation, biological process: receptor internalization; endocytic recycling. The record is from RefSeq and is a predicted model, not a curated record.